AUGCUCGGCUGGGCGCUACCGAGUUCGCCGCCGAACACGCAACGGAAGCGGACUAUCGAGCUUGCAACCACAAUUACUCCAAAUGACGGCGAGAUAAUGCAAGUCGGUAGUACUCAGGUUACCAACGCUACCCCACUGAAUCUUCCCACCCUCCAGCCCCAAGAUCAGCCUGCUACAGAGCCGCUCGAUGCAGAUGUAAUCACAAUUCCAAUAGAUGCGUUCCAGGAUUUGAUACGAUCCACGACUCCACCAGGAUCACCAACAGAAUCAGAGCAAAACGAGAACGACCCUCGGAUACGCAUCACUUCAAGGGAAGGUAUCGUAGAAAUGGAAGUGCGUUUACCGCCUAGAAUACUUUCCACUCACACGGACGUCGCAGAAGCCUCGGGUUCCUCGCGAGAGGAUGCAGCCGCUGAGUCGCGGAACCGAGCACGCUCAACAGCCGGCCAUGUAUACCACCGCGUCACUCAACUCUCGUGUGAGCCUGCACAGAUGAUCAGUGCAAUGGUGAGAGCUCAGCUUGUCGGUCUUGCCAUGCUUCCGUUUAGGAUGGUCACUUUGCGAGCGAUUGCUUCACACUAUCUGGCCAACCAAGGCGGGUAUGCGGGGUCGUAUCGCGUUGUAGGUCCACUGGGACUCCACAACGAUGUAAGCUGGCAGAACAUUGGUAACCAGCUCUCACGCGUAGCGCUCUGUGGUGCAUUGGAAUUAUCUAUCGAUCUUGGCUUGUGGGGACUGCAAUAUCUGGCCAUCACAAAGUUUGGGCAGAGUGUCUUCGGAUGGGGUACACUAUAA
Alternaria atra is the source of this 795-nucleotide messenger RNA. RefSeq lists its product as uncharacterized. Bases 1 to 795 code for a protein of 264 amino acids. Lineage: Eukaryota; Fungi; Ascomycota; Dothideomycetes; Pleosporales; Pleosporaceae. The transcript has a single exon. The record is from RefSeq and is a predicted model, not a curated record.